AUGAGCAUCUUGACUGUGACAUGGACGAUCCAUGCCAGCCAAGACCAGCUGAUCAGCUGGGCUUUGGGCGAUUUGGCUAUGAUUGCGCAAGAAGGUUUGGGAUAUGCAGCCGCUCUGGGAGCAAGGUGGCCGGAGAGUGAGACAUUCGCGGCAGUUCGCGAUUGGCUCCGGGGAAGUCCGAACUCCAUUGAAUCUGUGGGGGAGGUAUCGAAGUUGCACAACGUUCUGGACGGCCUGGAAGAGCGCCUCCAAAGGAGACUGUCUCAGUUCAUCUUCACGCCAGCUACUGUAAGUCUUUACGUUGGUGUGCCACAUGUUCGUGCUGCGGACGACAACGACGCACCGCCAUCAGCGAUGUCGACGAAAUUGGAUAGCGCCAUGGCCGCGGCGGAGGAUAUCCAGACCCGAGCGGUCUACAUGAUGCUCGCAGUGCGGAGCCAGGAGAAAUUGUCCAGGGCAGGGGCUUUGAAGGGUGUGGCGCAACGACAGCCCAGAUCUGUGCUUCGUGAAGGAAACGCAGAAGGGGUCUUGGAGGAAGCGGUGCUGGAAACAAAGUUCUUUGAUUAUCGGGAGAGAUAUGGCAUCUCAGAUCGACGAACUCUGGACGUUUUCUUCCAACUCUUUGACCUCUGGAUCAUGCUGUACCGGCUAAACAAGGCAGACGAAGCUCUCAAAGAGGUGAUGCCAGCAUGCGAGUGGCGCCAAGAUGACCUUACGGUCAAGGCUAUCCAGGCACUUGCUUUCACGCGCUGGAAGCAGGGCCGCUUGAAGGAGGCUUUGACAUGGUUCCAUCACAUGGAGGGCCUUCUGGGCAAAAGCGCGGCUCUUUGUGAAAACAUCGGGCAUACCUACAACUCGCUAGGGAUGCCAGCAGAAGCAGAGAUGUACUUCGAGCAAGCUCUCGUGCUCCUGAGCAUGAAUGUGACCACGGAGCAAAGCAAAGGCGGCAGUCUCCUUGGACUCGCCGGGGUCCGAGAGAAGCAGUCCAAGUACCUGGAAGCCCGCGAGUCCGCACAAGAGGCAUACAACCUCUACAAGGAGCGAGACAUCGAGAACGGCUGGGAGUCAUCCCUUACAGCCAAAGCAGCUAUGGCUCUCAGUAAGCUCGACCUGAAGCUGGGAAACCUGGAAGAAGCCGAGAAGAAGUGUGAGGAGGCCGUUCGCCUCUUCGAGUCGACUUCGGGCGAGGAUUCCCCGUUGCUUGCCACCGCCUUCAAGCGCCUGGGAGAGAUUCGCAUGAAACAGGAUCGACGGGCCGAGGCCCGUACCGCUUUUCACAGCGCCUACAAGCUGGAGGCGAUCAAAGAUGCCUUUGACCUCACUGAAAUCGUCAUCAUCCAUCAGCAGCUUACGGAUGCCCACCUCGCGAACGGAGAGCUGGACAGAAAGAGCUUCAAGCCCUACUUUCCCACGGUUGCCCAGGUCCUGAAGCGUGUCUACGACAUGAAGCAGGACGGCAAUGCUGGUGCUUACUACAAGCUGGCGGGAGAGCUCUUCGUGCUUGGAGAAGAUUGCGAGGCCGGCAAGUCUCUCCUGUUCGCGGCCGUGGCGCUUCUAGAGACGGAGUCAUCGAUCGACACCUCCGGCAUGGUGAGGAGCUGCAAAGAUUUGAUCAGCUUCUGCGGAGGGACUUACAAAUGA
Messenger RNA from Symbiodinium pilosum, 1641 nucleotides. The record is from the annotation of a GenBank genome assembly. NCBI's taxonomy places the organism in Eukaryota, Dinophyceae, Suessiales, Symbiodiniaceae.